Messenger RNA from Drosophila obscura, 1347 nucleotides. It is a transcript of the gene beg, whose product is annotated as probable malonyl-CoA-acyl carrier protein transacylase, mitochondrial. The record is from RefSeq and is a predicted model, not a curated record. Gene Ontology annotation, molecular function: transferase activity. Bases 139 to 1266 code for a protein of 375 amino acids. NCBI's taxonomy places the organism in Eukaryota, Metazoa, Arthropoda, Insecta, Diptera, Drosophilidae. The transcript has a single exon.
CGUUUUUCAUUUGAAAGCGAAACGGAUAUUUGCGGUGCCAUUUGCUACCGCCAGAGCGCGCUAGACGCCCCGCAGCGCCACCUGUUCGGACUGCAACUGUACGCACAAUCAGCUGUUUGCCCCACAAUAAAGUACAAAAUGUUUGCCGUAAGAAGAACACGAGUUUUCGGCAACCUGAGCUGGUCCCGUUGGAGUAGCGAUGCAGUCAAAGCCACCACAGAUCCCGCCUCACCAUUGGCAGAUGAAAAUAAACGCCAGCAGCUCCUCAACGAGCUGGCAGAGCCACUGGACCAAAAACGCCGGCCGGCCAUCGAUCCCAAGGAGACGAGUGUGAUGCUGUUUCCUGGCCAAGGAACCCAGUAUGUGGGCAUGGCCAAGGAUCUGUUGCGCUUUCCGGGUGCAAGGCAGAUAUUUGAACUGGCGAACCACGUGCUGAAAUACGAUCUGCUGAAGAUAUGCCUGGAGGGUCCACGUGAGAAGCUCAAUAGGACGGAGCACGCACAGCUGGCUGUGAUGGUGUCUUCGCUGGCAGCGCUGGAGCAGCUGCGCGAAGAGCGACCCCAGGCCAUCGAAAACUGCGUGGCAGCCGCUGGCUUCAGUCUGGGCGAGAUCACUGCACUGGUAUACGCCGGAGCGAUGCCCUUUGAUAAGGCUGUGAAGCUUGUGCAAGUGCGGGCCUUAGCAAUGCAGGCGGCCUGUGACCGGGCAGCAGGAGGCAUGGCCUUGACAUUGUACGGACCGGACACGAAUCUGGGCGACGCCUGCGCCAAGGCCCAACAAUGGUGUCUCGACCGGGGAGUGGAGUCGCCCUACUGCGGCAUAGCCAACUACAUGUAUCCGCACUGCAAGGUCGUCGCUGGGAAUGUGGAGGCUCUAGAAUUCCUCGAGAAGAAUGCCAAAGUCCUGAAGAUCCGUCGCAUGAAGCGUCUGAGUGUCAGCGGUGCCUUCCACACUCCUCUCAUGCAGAGCGCUGUCGAGCCGUUCACCAAGGCGCUCAAGUCGCUGCGCCUGGAGGAUCCCAUCAUCCGAGUCUACUCGAAUGUGGAUGGCAAGCCAUACCGGAAUGCCAAGAACAUUCUCAGCCAACUGCCGAAGCAAAUCGUGCGACCCGUCAAAUGGGAGCAGAUCCUCCACGAGAUGUACGAGCGGAAGCAGGGCGCCGAAUUUCCGCGCACCUUCGAGUGUGGUCCGGGCAAGGGGCUGCUGCAAGUGCUCGAGAAAGUCAAUGCCAAGGCUGCACAGUCCUGCCUAAAUGUUUCGGCAUAAAUAAGAUUCGAAUCCCCUGUUUGUUUUUGUGUAAAAUGUAUUUUCUUUGCUAGCGGAAACAAAAAAAAAGAAAUAAGUUUA